GAGAGUGCCCGACCCGGUUAAGGGUUUAGAGUGAGUGAGUCUCGUAUCGUAUAUUAGAAAACCUAAUUUCAUUUCACUAUUACCUCUCUCUCACUCAGCUCUCGUCUUUCCGAUCAGAUCUCAAACGAGAGCUGCGCGUCGGAAGCCAUGGCAGCCUUGAUCCUUCACGCUCCCAACAACGGAAACAAAAAUGUUUACAAAACUCUGAUUGCUGCUGAAUAUGUUGGUGUACAAGUUCAAUUGACUCCUGAUUUUCAGAUGGGUGUUUCUAACAAAACCCCUCAAUUCAUCAACAUGAACCCUAUUGGAAAGGUUCCUGUCUUGGAAACUCCUGAUGGUCCUGUCUUUGAGAGUAAUGCCAUUGCUCGCUAUGUUGCCCGAUUGGGUCACAACAAUUUGUUUGGAUCAUCUCUUAUUCAUCAGGCCCAAAUUGACCAGUGGAUUGAUUUUUCUUCUCUGGAGAUUGAUGCCAAUAUUAUGAAGUUGUACCUGCCAAGACUUGGAUUUGCCACCUACUUUCCUCCAGUAGAGGAGAAUGCAAUUUCUUCGCUCAAGAGAGCACUUGAGGCAUUGAACUCUCAUCUCGCUCACAAUACCUACUUGGUUGGGCAUUCUGUUACCCUUGCUGACAUUAUAACAACAUCCAACUUGUAUAUUGGUUUUGCUAAACUCUUGGUUAAAAGCUUCACCUCAGAGUUUCCUCAUGUUGAGAGAUACUUUUGGACCUUGGUUAAUCAGCCCAAUUUCCGAAAGAUAUUAGGCCAGGUUAAGCAGACUGAGGCUAUGCCACCUAUUCCAUCUGCUAAGCAGCAGCCUAAGGAGUCUAAGCCCAAAACCAAAGAUGAACCAAAGAAAGUGGCUAAAUCAGAGCCCGAAAAGCCCAAAGUAGAAGUUGAAGAGGAGGCACCGAAGCCCAAACCCAAGAAUCCUCUUGACCUUCUUCCUCCAAGUAAGAUGAUUUUGGAUGACUGGAAAAGACUCUACUCUAACACUAAGAGGAACUUCCGUGAGGUCGCAAUCAAAGGAUUCUGGGACAUGUAUGAUCCAGAGGGAUACUCUCUCUGGUUCUGUGAUUACAAAUACAAUGAUGAGAACACUGUUUCUUUUGUGACCCUGAACAAGGUUGGUGGAUUUCUGCAGAGGAUGGAUCUGGCUCGUAAGUAUGCUUUUGGAAAGAUGCUUAUAAUUGGAUCAGAGCCUCCAUUUAAGGUGAAGGGGUUGUGGCUUUUCCGUGGGCAAGAGAUUCCAAAAUUUAUCAUUGAUGAAUGCUAUGACAUGGAGCUCUAUGAGUGGACCAAGGUUGACAUCUCUGAUGAAGUUCAGAAAGAGCGUGCCAGUCAGAUGAUUGAAGAUGCUGAACCAUUUGAGGGAGAGGCUCUUUUGGAUGCCAAGUGCUUUAAGUGAAAACUAGUUCCAGGAGUAUGUUUUUGUCAUAACUUUGGUAGAGUUCUGUUUUUUUUUUUCUUCUUCUUCCUAUUUUCUGCUAUAGUGAUGAAGGUCUGAUGCUUUGUGAUUUCGUUGAAACUUAAAUGCUUGAUUGUGGUAGCUUAAUUUUGAUGGUAACCAGAGUUACAAAUUCUAUAUUUCUCUUUCAACUUAGGCAUGUAUGAAAUUUUGUUUGAUUCUUUGAACGAGGGUGUGUUUAUCAUAGAA
Medicago truncatula (barrel medic) is the source of this 1653-nucleotide messenger RNA. RefSeq names its product elongation factor 1-gamma. The coding region runs from base 148 to 1404 and encodes 418 amino acids. Gene Ontology annotation, biological process: translational elongation. The transcript has 7 exons. Gene Ontology annotation, molecular function: translation elongation factor activity; glutathione transferase activity. The record is from RefSeq and is a predicted model, not a curated record. Lineage: Eukaryota; Viridiplantae; Streptophyta; Magnoliopsida; Fabales; Fabaceae.